AUGUCCGACCAAAUUUUGCCUGAAAUUGUAUCCAACAUUUUAAGCCGAUGCGACGUAGCAACAAUUGGUCGCUGCAAAUGCAUCUCCAAGCAAUGGCGUGGCAUAAUCGAGAGUACCCAUUUCAUGAAACUACAGUUAGACUACGCCACCAACACCAACUCUGCUGCGGCCGUGUUCUUCUUCAAGGAGCUGUUCGACGAAACCCUCUUUCAAACACCCAUGUCCAAUCUGGAUAUGCGCUCUGUGCCAACUAUUUCUCAGGUUAGGCCAUUUUCCUUAAUUGGGUCUUGCAAUGGUUUGCUUUUGAUAUAUGGUUUGGGGUACGACAGCCUUAAUGAUGACUAUAAGGUUGUUAGGAUUGCACACAAGUGUGUUCCUGGUCGAACGGCUAAUGGUUUGUUCGUUGGUGGAGUUCUGCAUUGGCUAAUGGCUAAAUAUAAUCAUGGCAAAAUGUUGUUAAUUUUGGGUUAUGAUGUUGGGACAGAUGAAAUCAGAGAGUUGCCACUACCUGAUUUGAAGGAUGAACUUAAGGAAUUUAAGUAG
Molecule: messenger RNA, 543 nt
Organism: Mercurialis annua (annual mercury)
Lineage: Eukaryota; Viridiplantae; Streptophyta; Magnoliopsida; Malpighiales; Euphorbiaceae
Exons: 3
Coding region: 1-543 (180 amino acids)
Molecular function (GO): protein binding
Source: RefSeq, a predicted model, not a curated record